CAACGGCGUAGCAACGGCAAAAUGGCGGACGACGACGACAAACCCCAGACAAAACGCGUAUUUGUUAACCAUGUAGACUCAUAUGAAGGUAGACAUAUAGCAAAAUACCUUUCACAAUGUGUCGUUGGUGCAUCACUUGAAGAUCCCGAAGAUGAAGAAGAAGAUGCAGCCUCCGUAGAUUCAGCAUUCAUUCCUCCACCAAAAGAAGGAUGCUAUGAUAUUAUUGGAACUCUGAAAAAGAAAGGAAGUAGAAAGCCUGAUUUCGUCAAGGAGAUUAUCGCUUAUGAAACCAAAGAUCAACUCUAUGAACAUCUCGUGGAGUGUGACAUCAUUGUUUAUGACAUCACAGAAGAUCCUGAUCAAAUCGAUGAAUCUACUUGGGCAGUUUCAGAGCUACAUUCUGACCUUGAUAGGUUGGAAAAACCCAAAAUGUUUAUCCUGGUCUCCACGGUGAUGACUUGGGCCCGCAGUAAACCUCUGGAUCCUGAUGAUCCAGAAAUCCCAUUCACAGAGGAUGACUACAGAAGGAGGAAACCCCAUCCCAACUUUAAGGAACACAUAAGUGCAGAAAAAACAGUCAUAAAAAUGGGCAAAACAAAUAAGGCUAAACUUGUCACAUAUGUCAUAGCCUCCGGGUUGACCUAUGGGUGUGGAGAAAAUAUAUUCCAUUAUUUAUUCAAGUCUGCAUGGCAUAAUGCACCAAUGUUACAAUGCUUUGGAAAUGGCACAAAUGUUGUACCCACAAUCCACAUUAAAGAUCUUGCUGCGGUAAUUCAAAAUAUAGCUGACAGUCGUCCUAAAGUGCGUUACCUUGUCGCUGUUGACGAUUCUCAGCCAACUUUGGAGGACAUUGUGAAAUGUGUGAGCAUGAGUCUUGGAACAGGACGUGUGAAGACUAUCACCAAAGAGGAGGCCUUAUUAAACAAAGAUAUUGAGCAAGCAGACUUUGACAUGCUUUUGGUGAACCUUCGUAUGGAUGCUGUUUAUGUCAAAGAAAACAUGAGGAUUCAAUGGGCAGCUGAGAUGGGAACAAUAGAAAACAUACAGAGGAUGAUCAAAGAAUACAAAGAGGAUAGGGGUUUAUUGCCAGUAAGGUCGGCCAUCUUAGGACCCCCUGCAGUGGGCAAGACAACAGUCGCUAAACAGUUGUGUGACCACUAUAAACUACAUCACAUAAAGAUCAAAGAUGUCAUAGAUGAAGCUAUUGAGAAUCUGGAACGCAGUGCAGCUAGAGUAGAUCAAGAAGAUGUUGAAGAUGACGAUGGUAAAGCACAAGAUGACCAAGAACUCCUUGAGGCAAUUCAAGCCAGUAAAGAGGAGAACAAUGGACGUAUUGAAGACCAGUAUAUCAUACGAUUUUUCAGAGAUAAACUGCACUCUAUGCCCUGCCAGAACCAAGGGUUCAUCUUGGAUGGAUUUCCAAAAACAUUAGAGCAGGCUAAGGAAUUGUUUGCAGCUGAAGAUGAUGAAGAAGCAGAGGAAUCAUCAGCUGCUGCAUUUGACAAGACAACAAUGCCACAAAACCUUAUAGUGCUUGAAGCCCAGGACGAUUUCCUCAAAUUACGUGUCAUGAAUCUCCCAGAGAACGUUGUAGCUGGAACGCACAACACAGAAGAAGGACUAUCAAGACGUCUGGCUCUAUAUAGAGAGGUCAACACCGAAGAUGAAACAGUUCUGAAUUAUUUUGAUGAACUUGAGAUUCACCCAGAAAAAAUGGACAUAGUAAAAGAUGCCUCAGAUAUGUGCAAAGACACAGUUGAAAAGAUCAAGAAGAUCAUGGGAGAACCAAGGAAUUAUGGUCCAACUCCGGAGGAGCUGGAGGAAAUGAGGAGAAAGGAAGAGGAGGCGAGGCUAAAGAAGGAAGCUGAAGAGAAGGCAGAGCGUGAGGCACGAGAAGCUGAGGAGGCUGCUCUGAGGAAAAAUAGACAGGAAGAAUGGUCUACUCGACUAGAAGAUGUAAAACGUGAAGAAUACGAGAUGCUUGAGACGCAAUCUAUCCCUCUUAGGAACUACCUGAUGAAGCAUGUCAUGCCAACACUUACACAGGGUCUCAUCGACUGCUGUAAGACUCGCCCUGAUGAUGCCAUUGACUACCUGGCGGAGUAUUUGUUCCAGAAUAACCCACAGAUAGACUGAGGCAGCAAUGACAAUCCAAUAUAUUAAAAAAUAUUUAAAAUAUAACAAUCUAUUGACAAUAAAGAUUGACUUUACCAUACUAAAGAUAAGCCUGAAAUCACAAAAGAUCAAACCUCUGAGAUGGACAAAAAAACUUGAUUUCUUACAGACUCGUACAUGUAUGUUAAGAUCCUUCAUAGGUAUAUCCUGAAUGCAGGAUGUAACAUAUCACUUUCAAAUAUAUAAGAUGUAAAUAUAUGUAAAUAUAUCACAUGUUAAAAUUACAGUAAUUUGACUGCAGUAAGAUUUGUCUGUCUACACUGUGAAACAGGUAGCUUUGGGGCUAAUUUCUCUUUUGAGAGGG
Messenger RNA from Owenia fusiformis, 2479 nucleotides. The record is from the annotation of a GenBank genome assembly. Lineage: Eukaryota; Metazoa; Annelida; Polychaeta; Sabellida; Oweniidae.